Molecule: messenger RNA, 1839 nt
Organism: Trypanosoma conorhini
Lineage: Eukaryota; Euglenozoa; Kinetoplastea; Trypanosomatida; Trypanosomatidae
Product: serine/threonine protein kinase
Exons: 1
Coding region: 1-1839 (612 amino acids)
Cellular component (GO): small-subunit processome
Molecular function (GO): protein binding; snoRNA binding
Source: RefSeq, a predicted model, not a curated record
AUGGCGGGUCGCACCAUAACGUCGAUGUGCCUCGUGGAGGAGGAGUCCCCGGCGCCCCUGCUUGUUGGCCGGGAGGACGGCUCCAUUGAGUUUUAUGCCUCCACCGACGCUGCCUACUUCGGCAAACCGUUGCUGACGCUCUACGGCCACACCAAGGCCGUCACAGCCAUCUUCGCCGCCUCCCCGGAGGAGGCCUUCACCUGCGCCAUGGACGGCACGGUUCGCCAGUGGUCCACCGACCCAGAGCAGGAGGAGGCGAAGCGGUGCUUAAAGGCGUCAAAGGUGGCCACCCCGCUGCGGUGCCUCCGCAUGCAUGAGGGCACGAUUUACACGGGCGGCGAUGACGGCUGCCUACACCUCAUUGACGGGCCGCGGCGAGCCUCGUGGCCGGGGCACAACGACGCCCUCUCUUGCAUGGCCGUUGUCGGCGAGGACUCGCAGAACAUUAUCACGGGCGGCUACGACAAUCAAAUCCGCGUCUGGGACAUAAAGCUGGGAAAAACUAUUCGACUACUUACGGGUCAUCAGAAUCACAUCAAAUGUCUGCGUCUUAUUGCGGGGGGAGAAUUGCUCCUCUCGUUCGGGCGCGAUCUCACGGUGAAGAUCUGGCGGCUGCCGGAAUUCGGCGAGGAGGACGAAGAGGACGCCGCCCCCGUCGCGGCCGACGCAAAUCGCCACGCAACCGUCUCCUUCACGGAGCCGGUGAACCCCACGGCGGCGGCGGCGGAGCGUCCCCCCUCCGCGGAAGCCGAUGGCGGGGAGGCCUCGGGAGAGGCGCAGGGCCCCGCACUGGCCGACCCUGACGCGGGUAUUGAGGCCGCAGGGAGCCUAGCCACCGAUCAGUACUAUGCUGCGGUGCAGGCCGCAAAGGCGGUGAAGUCUGCCAUGAAGACGCGCCCUGAGCCACCGAUUCGGCAACUGCGGCCUGUAGGAACGAUUGAAAUUCCAGAGGUGCCUCACGUUGUGGCCGCCACAAGCAACGAGGCGCCUUACUGCUACAUCGGCGCCUCCGACGGGUAUGUGUUAGGCAUGAAUGUGCGUGCGCUGUCACGCUCUGUGCUGCUGUUUCUUUCACGCAAUGAGGCGAAGUUGCGGGCCGACACCCGUGAGACACGCCUGACACUGCGGUUGGCGGUACGCGCCAUUAAGAAGCGGUGCCGAAAGGCGAUUCAGCAGAAGCAGCGGGAAUUGCUGCGCGCUGCAAAGAAGGCGCGGGCCGCAAAGAGGGCAGAGGAGCGAAAGGAACGCGCGGCCGCGCGUGCCGCUGCGCGAGCGGCGAAGGCCGCCAAUCGCGCCGAGGAGGAAAACGAUGAGGAGGAGGAAGACGAGGAGGAGGAGGACGGGGACGAGGCGCCGGGCGCCGAGGAGGAGGAGGAGGAGGAGGAGGAGGAGCAGGAGGAGGAGGAGGACCCCCUCGCCCUGUUAGACGACGCGCAGCGUGAGGAGCUUGCCAGCUUCCGGAAGGAGCAGGAAAAGGAGCGCGACGACGAGAUCGCGUCUUUGCGCGGCGCCGCGACUGAGCGAAAUAAGGCAGUUGAAAAAAUCGGGCUCGCCACGUACGACACCUCUCGCGACCAGUUCUUUCGCUUGAGUUUCACGAGCUACAAAAAGAUUGGGGGACGAGGCGGUGCUGGGGCUGGUGGCGCUGCCCGGCAGCACCUGCUGCGCCGCCCAGUCAGACUGCGUCAAAUCCGUAGACACCACGCCUGGCAUCACGUACCUGUAAGGGCGGUCCACCGCUGUGGCAUGCGUAUAUACACAUAUAUAUUACGUAUAUGCCGUUGUGCGGGGCGACCGACAAGCUGCUUUUUUUUUUCCGGCGGUGAGCAGCCGAUGUAA